This is a messenger RNA of Fusarium keratoplasticum, 1200 nucleotides long. RefSeq lists its product as uncharacterized. The record is from RefSeq and is a predicted model, not a curated record. The transcript has a single exon. NCBI's taxonomy places the organism in Eukaryota, Fungi, Ascomycota, Sordariomycetes, Hypocreales, Nectriaceae. The coding region runs from base 1 to 1200 and encodes 399 amino acids.
AUGGAGAACACUCUCACCAGGAGCCAGAGCUUGAAGCCCCCGAGGCGCAAGCUUCAAAAAUCGGAUCCCAGACUCAAGUCGAAGCGUGGCUCUACAGAGUCCGGCCACAGCCUCGACGGUUCCUUGUACUCGCCAACGCAUCGCCGUGUUUCGAACGGCGCUCCCGACCUGAGCGAUGCCAAGUGGAAUCACUACCUUCGCCCCGAGACCGUGGUUGACCCAUGGUUCUCAGAGCCGGAAAUGCCGCCCGAGCCGCGGGGAUUCUUCAGAGAGCCGAGAGUAUCGCGGGCUUCCUCUCAGCGCCAAAUCCCCGAAUUUUCGCACCUCACAAUCCAGGACCCAGAGAGGCGGCCCUCGCUUGAUAAUUCGUCGAUUUCUUCGCCAGCAUCAUCAGCCUCAACUACAUCCACCAUGCGACGACAAGCCAAGACGCCCGUCUUCAAGAUUGGACAGCUGGAGCAACAUGCCCUGGCACGGAAGGGAUUGGAUGUGCCGGAAAAGACAACCAGUGUCGACCUCAUCGCUGAUCAGUAUCGGGAGCUCCUUGAAUCGAGGGACGGCUACUCCGAGCAUUCAUUCGGCCACUCUUCCUUCGACAACCACUCAUUCGACCAUCACUUUGAAGAGCCCGGUCUAAUGCCGCACGAUACUCUUCAAGUACCUCGCAGCGAUCCGUGGAGAUUAAGCCCAUCAUCUUCACGCACCAACUCGCCUGCUCCGAUAGCCCCCCUUCGCCAGUCGAAACUACGGACUCCAUCUGCCGCCACUCGAGACACCAACCUGGCGGCAUUUGAGGGGGAUACUAUUUACUUCAAGCCUUACUCGUUCUCUCCCCCGCCUUCUCCCGACCAGACUCCCCAGUACCGAUCAGCAACCCCCUCGGGUCACUCAUUCCAGGAGAAUGUCAGCCUGCAGAUCGCUCUCGAUCUGCUCACCAGAGAGCUCUCCUCCGUUGUCGCAGGUCGGCCGCAGCACAAUGGCCGCGACACGGCAGCGCUGCAGGUCUGGGUCAUGAUCGAAGCGUACGAGAGGCUACGAGAUCAGGUCACGAGAAUCGAAUCACCAAACGGACGGUGCGAGAAGGUCGGGGCCAUGUUUGACUGUUGGUUGGCUGCUCUGUACUCGAUCCAUUCCUCACUGACGGGCGGGACACUGCCGAACCCGCAAGAGUAUGCAGGGCUAGAGGAGGAGGUGGAUUAG